CAGAAAUUAAUGGCCAUGAGUUCGUAUAUGGUGAACUCUAAGUAUGUGGAUCCCAAAUUUCCUCCUUGUGAGGAAUAUUUGCAGAAUAGCUACUUAGGCGAGCAGGGGGCCGAGUACUACAGUGCCUCGCAGGGCUCUGAUUUCCAGCACCAGGGACUCUACCCACGGUCAAACUACAGCGAGCAGCCCUUUAGCUGUAGCAAUGCCCAGGGCUCUGCCGGGCAGCCGCGGGGUCACGGACAGGAGCAAUCCGGCCCGGCGAGCCACUUCCCCGGCCCAGCAGAGCAUUGUCCACCGCCUCCAAUGUCCAACUCGCGAGCCUGCAGCCAGCAGCCGGCCCUCAAACCCCCAAACGGCUCCGCAGUUAAGCAGCCAGCAGUAGUUUAUCCCUGGAUGAAGAAAGUCCAUGUUAACUCGGUGAAUCCCAAUUACAACGGAGGGGAACCUAAACGCUCCCGCACAGCUUACACCAGACAGCAAGUCCUAGAACUGGAAAAAGAAUUUCAUUUUAACAGGUACCUGACCAGGCGCCGCCGUAUCGAGAUAGCCCACACUUUGUGUCUCUCUGAGCGCCAGAUCAAGAUCUGGUUUCAGAACAGAAGAAUGAAGUGGAAAAAAGAUCACAAACUGCCCAACACGAAGGGCAGAUCUUCUUCCUCUGGUUCAAACCCCCAUUUACAAACUGGUUCCAAGGACCAUCAGACUGACUUGACAACUUUGUAGAAGAGGUGAAAUUUUCCAUUUCAUCCUUCGCUUCUGACCAGUACUGUACAUAACUGACACUACCCAAGCAGAACCUGCAUGUAGCAGCUAAGGACACGAGAAACUGUCAUCUUUCUUUAAGGUACUGUU
This is a messenger RNA of Catharus ustulatus (Swainson's thrush), 852 nucleotides long. Its product is annotated as homeobox protein Hox-D4. The transcript is spliced from 2 exons. The record is from RefSeq and is a predicted model, not a curated record. Gene Ontology annotation, biological process: embryonic skeletal system morphogenesis; regulation of transcription by RNA polymerase II; anterior/posterior pattern specification. Lineage: Eukaryota; Metazoa; Chordata; Aves; Passeriformes; Turdidae. Bases 10 to 723 code for a protein of 237 amino acids. Gene Ontology annotation, cellular component: nucleus. Gene Ontology annotation, molecular function: RNA polymerase II cis-regulatory region sequence-specific DNA binding; DNA-binding transcription factor activity, RNA polymerase II-specific.